Molecule: messenger RNA, 8684 nt
Organism: Sturnus vulgaris (Common starling)
Lineage: Eukaryota; Metazoa; Chordata; Aves; Passeriformes; Sturnidae
Source: RefSeq, a predicted model, not a curated record
CUAAUCCCCAGAUCGCUGUCGUUUCGUCGCCCCCGCUCUUGACGAGCUUUGUGGUUCACUGGGGUGACGUGCGAGGGCAGCUGUAGUGAACACGCAGCGCUUCCCCGUGCUUGGCACCUCGGGCUCCAAAGUGGGGAUGCCUCCCUCGCAAGCGGAAUGCGCAUGUGGAUUAGCAUCACAUCCUCGUUGGAUAAUUCCGUCGGUUAGUCCAGUUGUGGUGUGUCGGAAUGCCCCUUUAUAUCUUUUAAAUCUGUUCUUCCAGGCAAAGAAAAAUGUCACAUUGGAAAUUAAAAUACUUAGGGUGGUGUCUUGCUGAGAACGCAUUUUCAUAAUUAGCAUCUAAGAUAAAGCAGAAACUUUAAUAAACAAUAUAAGUCUUCUUUAUUUCCUUACAUAGAACUGAAGUCCAUCAUUUUGCCAUCAGUCUGUUUGCAAGUUUCUCUUGAUUAAAGGUGUCAAAUUUCUGGGGUAAAACCCCCAACCUGACAGUUCCUAUGAAGCAAAAACUUUCUGAUAUGUUACUACUAGAAAACUGAGGGUAGAACCAGCUUUUUAAAGCAUCUUUUUUUUAUUAGUAUGAGCAUAAGGCACAUCUAAACUGGUAGAAAACUUGUAAAAAAUGUGUUACUGCACUUUCAUUAGUUUUUACAUAGGGGUUUACCUGGUCUGUCAGUUUCUGGACUUAAGUACUGAAUUUUCAUUAAUAAAACUAGAUUGGCUUUUGAUGUCAGAUUUGUCAAUUGUGAAGAGGAACAAAUUCAUGUCCGUGUAAUUUUGCUGUAUAAUUCUGAGCUGAAGCUCUUUCACAUCUCAGAGUAAUGAUCCCUACAUAUAACUUAAUUAAAAACCUACUAGUAAAACCCAAGAUUUCCCUCUGUGAUCUAAAAGAUGAGAAAUAAGGGCCUGAUAUUCUAUUCUACUUACUUUCAGCCACUGAAGUUUAUGCUCACUUACUGUGACAAAAGAAAAAUGAGGAAUUUAGUUCAGGAAAAUCCUAAUUGUGCAAUUAUAUUUUAUCAGCUCUGUUUCCUAAAUUGUUAUAAUUAGGUAGGAAAUUUUUCACUUUGUGUUGCAUAGUGCAAAUUCUGUAUGUUCUGCUCAUUGUUACUAUAGGUUUGAUUUAUUAGUGGUCAGUAAAAGUGGGUUUUAUGUAUGACCCUUGUGGCAUGUUUAGCAUACAGAAUCCCUGUAUUACAGCUGUAGAGUAUAGCAACUCAAUGAGCAUUGUAAAAUACUGUGAAAAGAGCAAGAGUUUAACGUAGAAUUACUUUGUAAAUUCAGAUAGAAUAUUGGAGAAGAGCAAACUAGGUUAUUUUCAGGAAAGUAUAGUAAUUGGAAGUUUGAGCUUCAUGAAUUUGUCUUGCUGUUUAUUCCUGUUGACUGGACUAUGUCACUGUUCAGGUAUGUGUUUUUGUUGGUCUUGGAUUGUGUUAUAUUUACUAUCAUGGAAGAGAUCCAAUCUGAUCAGGCAAAAAUGUGUUUUACAAAAUUAAUGAUAGCUGAGCUUCCUCAGAUUGGGACAUGGUGGUUGCUGAACUUUGAUAUACAAUUAAAUCUAUCCUAUUCUAAGGUGAGAUUACACUAAGUAAACAGCCUUGUUCUUAUCCUUGUUGAUUAAUGAUCUAUAUUUACACGAGAUUGAUGGUUUCUUUAAAGCACCAUGUCAAAGACCAUGAAGUUCUGAAUUAGAGAUACCUAAUAAACAAUAGCACUGUCAUUAGAGGACUUUAUCUCUUAAUUUUAUUGCCACAACAGGGUAGACAAUAAAUUAACAAACAGUGGUGCUCUCCCUGGUGAAUUUUGCUAAUUCUUCAUUUUACAGAGAGUGCUUGUAGAUGCGAGGUGAGCCUAGCCUUUGGUAAAAUGUUUGCUUCAUUGUAAUAAAAAACUAUCUGCAAAAUUAAUAUUUUAACCAACCUAUAGUUUCGUUGGGUUUUUUGGUGGACUGAUUUAUUUAACCUUUGACCAGAAACUUAUCUGCAUAUUUAGAGUAGGUAUGCGCUUAUUUCAUUUUACUUUUGUGUACUAUAUUGUCUCACAUAUUUUUUGAUUUAAAUUUAAGAGCCUUUCAGUAUUUAAUUUCUUGUUUCUAAUUAGUUUUUGAGGGGUUGUUGAAAUAAUUCAGCUAAUUAUAAGAUACUUUUCCAUGUUCCUGUGGUCCUCAGUCAAUGAUUAAAGUGAUAGAAUCCGUAUUUUUUUAAUUUUAUUUAGUUCUCUAUUCUUCUGAAUUAUGUAUUUUCUAGUCAAUUAUGAAUUGACUACUUGGAAAGCAGCACUUAGUAACUGUAGUGCUUUCAAAACGCCCUUUUGGUUUAAACAAAAUAAAUUGCAAAAGUAGUUUUAUUUUUCAAUGGUGUUUUCUCUUUUAAUUUGUUAUUAGAAGUGUUAUUUUUAACAGUUACUUGUUUAGUUGUGGCAGUAAAGCUUCACUGUAGGACUCAACAUGUUUUAGAUAGUGAAAGUAGUGCAACCUCAUCAGUGUCAUUUCAAGCCUAUUGCAAAACUAAACCUUCUUUUACUGCCAGUGAAGUCCAUUUGGCCGCCCUUGCUCUUUUGAAACAUCCUUAGGUAGUUGGAUACUUAGUAUAAAUGCUAAAGACAUGAAGUAAACGAAUUACUCUUGGCAUCUGUCUAGUCAGUUCCUCUCUGAUCCCAAACUGAACACUUUGCCUUUUUUUCCUUAAUUUGGUUUAGUUUGGAUAGCCAGCAUACCAAAGCACUGUGAGUAAUGAGUGUGAAAUGAAAGUAACAAGCCUGUGGAAAUAACGCUGUGCAAGAGAUGAGAGAGAUGUGAGGGUAGGGUGGUGGAGAAGCUUGGGCACCCAAGUAUAGCCACAGCUCUUUCCUGUGCUGGUGAAAUGUGUGUACCCAGGAAGGAUUUUUAGUGCUGAGGUCAAGUGCUGUGUUUGGCUCACUUUACUGCUAAUCAGCUCUCGCAGCCUUAAAUCAGAGUAGCUGCAUGCAAACUGCCUAUUUAUAGUAACCCAAAAUAACUCCUAAACUGUAUCCAGGCAUAGCUUGGGUGAGUGUUAGAUGUCUUGGACCAAAAUGGUGUGAGAAUAAUGCAAUCACACAUGCUGGCAGUGUUUAAUGCUAUCUCUUAAUUUGUUAGGGUCAAUGUAGUCUGGGUAUGCAGUGAAUGUGAGUUACUGGUGUCUAACAGGAGGUGCUCCUGGGGAGAGCUUGGAACUGUUACCUGGUGGGCUGUGGGGGACACAGGGACCAGAGUUCCUUGCAUGAAAGGCUAAGGAGAACAUCACACAUUCAUGGGAGCCUACACUUCAUUAGUUCCACUGUUUACAAAACAGUUCUUUGUAUUAAAGUUUUUUAUAGAACAGUCUGAAUUUUCUUGAUGAAAAGAUAAACCCGUGUAAUAUUUUUAUUUGCCUUCAAGCUUUGGAUUGCAUUUGCAGGCUUUUCUCCACAACCAGGAAGGCCUAACAAUUUUUUUCUUUAGAGGAAUACGUUUCGUGUAGUUGCUUGUCUGCUUUAUAAAAAAUACCAGUGCUUUAUAGAAACAUAAAUAUUUAGAGAUUUGUAAUAAAGUUAGAUUUGCUGGCAGAUAGUUACCUUUGUAUUGAAAACUAUCAGCUGGCUUUCUCAGCGAUGCUGUCAGGAGAGGAAUCUAAUUAGAAUGGCUUCAACAUAAAUGGUUUCAUGGGUCAUUAUUAUUUAAAUAAACUGUUGGGCCUUUUAGAAGAUAGGAGGGUUACAGUCCUGAUUAUUUGGCUACCGCCCAGAAAUAUAGCUAAUUAAAUUGCUGUAAUGUUGUUUUUUAUUUACCCUUAAAUAAUAAGUAUCAGAGCUGGGAUUUGUUAGCAGAAAACUUCUAAUAAUUUAUAAACAAAUUGGGAAAUACUUAUUUCUAAGUAAAAUGUACUCAUCCCUAAUGCUAAUUAGCACAGAUUUAAUUAUUAACUUGAAGUCUAUGGACCACUUAUGUUAACGACAGUUGUUAAAUACUUUAAAUAGAAUGGUGAAUUCUGAGGAAGAAGCAGCUAUUGUGUUGAGCCACUUCUAACUGAGGACUGAAAAUGCGAGCAGUUGAAAGUGAGGCAAAGGCAAAAACCAAAGUUCGCUUUGAGGAAAUCUUCAGACGCCAUGCUGGCCUAGCAGACACAAAGAAAUCAAAGAAAAAGAAGUUUGACUCUCAAGAGAGUAUUGUGCUUGAUACCUUUAGAAAUAAUAUUGAUCUAUCUAAGGAAAGUGUGAAUGAUGAAGCAAUUAUAAACAACACAUAUAAUCCUGAGGAGGAGAGCCCAAGAUUUACAAAAAAUAAAUUGAGAGAGAAAGCGUCAAUUGCAAAGAAAAUAAACAAUGAUGUUGUUAGUGAAGAAGAGAACAAGCAGCCAAAGUCGAACAGGAAGAAAAAGAAAUCACUGUUACAAGAACAAUUUAAUGAGGAGGAAAAUUUAUAUGAAGCUAAAUUGGGGAGUUUUGAAGAAAAGACUUAUGAUUUUCCAAAGAAGAAAACAAAAAGUAAAUCACAAACAGAUGUACCUCAUCAAGAAGGUGAUAGAAAGAUCAAAAAUUCCUUGACUGAAGUGAGAAAUAUAACUGAAUUAGAAGAGGAAGAGCAGCUAAUUCAAGCCUAUCAACUGCAUGUGGCUGAGGAAGAGGCAAAUGCAAUUAAAAAGAAAAUGAGAAAGAAACUUAAAGAACAGAUGUCUGAAUCUACCUCCACUGUUCAAAGGCAUGAAGUUGCACUGAAUAAUGAAGUGGGCAAAAAGAAGAAAAAGAAGAAAGAGCGAGCAGUUUUAAGUGAAGCUGAAACAAGUGCAAUGUCCCUUUCUGAGCUGCAGCAUCAUCAUCCAGAAGAAGGUGGCAAUGAAAAUCAGUCACCUGAAAGAUUGUUUACAUCAGAAAGGAUGGAUAAACAGAAACCUAAAGCCAAGAAGGUUAAGAAGAAAACCAGAAAAGAAACCACAGAAGUUGCUGCAGAAAAUGAUGAGGAAAUGAAGAAUUCCGAAAUUUCAACUCAGUCUAAAUUUGUUUUUGAUGAUGAUCUUGUUUUGGGAGUUUAUAUCCAUCGAUCAGAUCGACUUAAAAUUGAUCACUUGGUAUCUCAUCCUGUGGUUAAAAUCCAUAUUGUUGAUCAGAGAAGUGGCUUAUAUGUGAAGAAGGAUUAUAGCAAGAAGGAAGAUUCAUCUUACAAACAAGAAGAAAUAGAGCACAUUCUUCCUAUAAUGACACAACCAUGUGACUUUAGAAAAUCUAAAUCAACAAUUCCAGAAUGGGAAGAGCAAGUAAUAUUUAAUGAGUGUUUUACUUAUUUUAUUCAAAACACUGAGGAAAACCCUCAGGUUAUCCUGUUUUUUGAGGUUCUUGAUUCUCCAAGUGUGCAUGAACUGAGAGCCAACUCUGAUGUAAAAAUCCAGGAAGGUCGUUACCGAAAAAUUUGUUGGGCAUUUCUAAAGCUUGUAGGUGCAAAUGGAGUUCUAAAUGUUGGUGGAAAACUUCGUCUGCAGUUAUAUUAUCCACCUUCAAGGACCAAGUCACAUUCAAAUGUUGUUGAGGUUUAUGACUGGUGGGCAAAGUGUCCUAGAAAUCGUUACCCAUCAACUUUAUAUGUAACUGUAAAAGGCCUAAAACUGCCAGAUCAUGUUGGUCCUUCUUUUCACUCUAUGGCAGCUGUUCAACAGGAACAAAGUAAUACAGCACUGUCAGAGCUCCAGAGAGAAGGAUGUGAAUCUUCUUCAGAGGAGAAAAAGGAGCCAUUUAAAUGGUCAAGAUUGCCUGGACAGGCUUGCCGCAUUCCCAACAAGCACCUGUUUUCCCUGCGAGGUGGAGAUAUGGGCUGCUUCUGUAUCCGCUUCUCUCAUGACGGGAGAACACUGGCAGCUGCAUGUGCAGGAAGGAAUGGCUAUCCCGUUGUUUUGUAUGAAAUUCCUUCUGGACAGUUCCUGAGAGAAUUUUAUGGUCACCUUAACAUAGUGUAUGAUCUUUGUUGGUCAAAAGACAAUCAAUACCUUCUUACUGCUUCCUCUGACGGCACUGUCAGAAUGUGGAAAAUAGAAAUGAAGGCAGCGUCUGCAGUGAGAGUUUUCCCUCAUCCUUCAUUUGUCUACACUGCCAAGUACCACCCAAUUGCUGACUUGUUGGUUGUGACAGGAUGUUACGACUCAGUGAUUAGAAUCUGGAAUGCAAAUGUGAAAGAAAUCCAUGGGCAGCUGCUGCAGGAGCUUGAUGGACAUAAAAGUUUCAUCAACACACUUUGUUUUGAUGCAGAAGGACACCACAUGUUCUCGGGAGAUAGUUCAGGACUGAUAAUAGUUUGGGAUACACCUGUCAAAGGAAGUUCUCCACACCUUUUUCAACAGUGGAAGAUCAAUAAGGAAAUAAAAGAAAAUGAUAUUAAAGGAACACCAAUAAAUCAUUUGGAAGUGCAUCCGAAUGGAAGGCAUUUAUUGAUCCAUGCCAAAGACAGUACCCUGAGAAUUAUGGAUCUCAGAAUCUUGGCGACAAAGAAAUAUGUAGGUGCCACAAAUUACAGAGAAAAGAUUCACAGCACCUUAACACCAUGUGGUACGUUCCUGUUUUCAGGAAGUGAAGAUGGAAAGGCUUAUGUUUGGAAUCCAGAAACAGGAGAUCAGGUGGCCAUAUAUUCUGAACUCUCAUUCACAUCACCACUUCGUGAUGUUGCCUUUCAUCCACAUGAACACAUGGUGUCUUUUUGUGCCUUUGGUCAAAACCAUCCAAUACUUGUAUACAUUUAUGAUUACAAAGUUGCACAACAGGAAGCUGAACUCGUAAGAGAUCUCAGUUCUUCACUUACCACAGCUGCACCAAGAGGGCCGCACUUCUUUAGCAGUUUUUCUGAAAUUCCUGUACCAAAAAACUCACUGAUGUCUCCAGCAGAUCAGUUUGUCAAUGCUGCAAGAGCAUCAAUGAGAAUGCAGAAGGUGAAGCAAAAACUUGAUUCUGUUUUGGCAAACUCAAAUCUCUUGCUUCCUGCACCAUCAUCUCUGUCACCACACUCCAAGCUAAGACUACCGGGUACUCUGAGUAUUCCACUGAAUCCUCUGUAUUCUUUCACUGCUGAAAGUGGGUGCUUCAGCCCAGUAGGAAAUCCUCUUAGUCGAACACUAUUGGGUAGACUACAGAAGAGUGAUGACAGCCUGACUGCACUGGGAGUGGGAGGAGGAAACAGUUGUCCACCCGGGCAAGAGACAGUAGUGGCUCUUUAUGACUACACAGCGCAUCGAUCAGAUGAGCUAACCAUCCAUCGCAGUGACAUUAUCCAAGUGUUAUACAAAGAUAAUGAUAACUGGUGGUUUGGCAGCCUAGCAAAUGGACAGCAAGGCUAUUUUCCAGCUAAUUAUGUGGCUGGUGAAAAAGAAUAUGAAGAACAACCUUCAGGAUUAGUACCAGAUUCUGCUCCUCUCCUACCAGAAGGACCAACAGAAGCAGAGGAAGGUUCUCUGACACUAGAUAAGAUGUCACCAGUCACCAGUAAGUCAGCGGACCUGAAAUUUAUCUCCAAACAUGACACAGAUAGAGACUCACCUGCAACACAAGGUACAAAGAAAAAGAAGAAAAGGAUACAAAGGAAUGAGAGAGAAAAUCAGUACAACUUAAUGAGUGUCGAUACUCCUCUGUCAUCAGUUACAACUAAUGGUGUUGAAAAUGAACCUACAUCCCGUGGGGAUGUGGAAUUGAAGAAGAAGAAGAAAAAGGCAGCAAGAGGCUCAAACUUAAGCACAAAUGGAAGGACAAAUAUUGCCUUUGAGCCCGAGUGCCAUGAUGCAGAGGCAUAAUUUAUUUCUGAAUACUGGGGUGAUGUUCAUUACACACGUUGAAGGCUGCAAUUAUGAUCUCUCUUCUAGGAUUAACAACAAAGAAAUUAAAAUACUUAAAUAUGCAAAAUGGUACCAGUUGUGACUUAUCAGUGGUGCAAGCCUGUUUUGGAUGACUUUUGCCCUGGGUUCCUUGAAAUCAACAGAACUUGGAGGUUCAACUCCUCACUGGACUGGAAAAGAGCUGUAACUGUCAAAUACAAUGUUUCCUAAUUUGAUAUCUGAUUAAAUCGUCGUUUAGGCAUUUAUCUAGGCUGUAGAUCCAUCCAUUGGGAGCAAAGAAUCAAGUAAAAAAGUGUGAUCUAGAGCAAAACAAGCCCAACCACUAGGUAAGUUAUUAAAUUAGCAUUUUAAAGUAUGCUGUAAGUAAAAUAGAAGAGUGUUCAUAAUGAUAAAAUACCAAAGGAGUGCUGACAUUAAGGUGUACCUCUGAAAACACAAGCUUUCAAAAAAUAUUUUCUUGGCGUCAAAUAUCUGUUUGGACUGCAUUUUGCAGCUCUGAAGGGAAUUGUGGAGUAACUACCUAUGCAACUACACUGUCUUCAGUAGGACUACUUUUUCUUAUCAAAAUAAAUUAGUUUUUCAAAUUCCAGGCAGUUGUAUUUUUCAAAUGAGGUGUACUGCACAUGGUAAAGAUUCAUUGCAGUUUUGUCAGAGUUCCUGGCUGCUUUGGCAGCACUCAUGCCAAAUAUGCUUUCUUUUGUCUGAAUGAAAUACUUCAUAUCUAACUAUGCUGUUUGUUUUACUUGUAGUCCUUAUUCACUUGUAAGCAUCGUUAAUCUAUUUUUUUACUUGAGUAUUGUUUUGUGAACUUUUCCUAAUGACUUUGCUAAUUAUCUACAGUGUUAAAUAAUUUAUAUUUUAUAUUAAACAAAACACUCUCUAUCA